UCAGAGCGCUGGACAGCUCCAGAGAGGGAAAUUUAAAAACGGUUUUGAAAGAAUCAAGAGCAGCUCAGAGGAUUACAGUACAGGGGCUCGGUGGUCAGCUUUCACAUUCUCCAUUACCAACCAACAACUGAAAAAGGUAAGCACAAAUCCCAGGAAAUGAUAGAAGGUGGCGUAACUUCCAGGAUGUCAGGAAUAAUUGAGAAUGCUGGGCAUCAUCCAUCACCCCAGGACUACAGGCUUCUGACCACAGACCCCUCCCAGCUGAGACUGGAGGACCUCCCAGGGGACCUGCAGUCCCUGUCAUGGCUCACCUCUGUGGACGUGCCCCGGCUGCAGCAGAUGGCUGACAGCCGAGGCCACAGCAACGGGCCCUCUCAGGGCAGCUUGUUGGAGCAACAGACAGCUCAGCUGAGUAGCAUGACGAUACCAGCUAGUCAAGGCUCCAUGCUGCACCUCCAAAGUAACAUGCAGCACAGCCCCCUGGGAAUAAGUAUCAUCAACACCCACAGUGGAAGUAUGUCUCCAUUCUCCAUGAAUGGGCUUCCUUCCCCGGGAUACCAGUGUCCUACCUCAGUCUACCAACCCUCAUCCCAGCAGGUGUACUCUCUCACUCAGAACGGACAACAGUGUGCAGGCGGUGGACUUUAUAGCAAUGUCUCUUUCAACAACCAAAGUCUUUUUACACAACCUCGUCUGGCUCCACAGGAUCAGGAGCCGCAGUCCAAAACUUUCCCCAAACCCAUCUACUCCUACAGCUGUUUGAUUGCCAUGGCUCUGAAAAACAGCAAAACUGGCAGCCUGCCAGUCAGUGAGAUUUAUAGCUUUAUGAAGGAACAUUUUCCUUAUUUUAAGACUGCACCUGAUGGCUGGAAGAAUUCAGUCAGACACAACCUCUCCUUAAACAAAUGCUUUGAGAAAGUGGAGAACAAGACGAGCAGCUCAUCUCGUAAGGGCUGUCUGUGGGCACUGAACCCAGCCAAAAUUGAUAAGAUGGAGGAGGAGAUGCAGAAAUGGAAACGCAAGGACCUACCAGCCAUUCGGCGCAGCAUGGCUAACCCUGAUGAGUUGGACAAACUGAUCACAGACCGUCCUGAGAAUUGCAGACGGAAGCCUCUAGAACCAGGUAUAACCCGCCUGGCUGGCCUCCCGACCGGGCUCCCAUUGGCUGUCCCAGCCCAGAUGCAGGCUCAACCCAUAGUCACGCUGUCCCUGCCUUGUUUACCCAUGAACCACCACCAUCACCAGCUCCAAGCUCAGCUCCAGGCCCAGGCUCGACUGGCCCCCAUGUCCCCUGCCCCAGCCCAGACGCCUCCCCUCCACACAGUCCCUGACCUCUCCCACAGUCCACUCAUGCAGCAGCCCAGCAAGCCUACGGAAGACUUUUACAGCGUGCACGGAGACUCAAGCACAGAGGUGGAUGCACUGGACCCUAGCAUCAUGGACUUUGCUCUUCAAGGUAAUCUGUGGGAAGAAAUGAAGGACGACAGCUUUAACCUGGAUGCUCUGGGUACAUUCAGUAACUCACCCCUCCGACUAUCAGACUGUGACCUGGGAACAGCCAGCCUCCCUCCGGCCUCUAGCGGAGCCAACGUGUCGCUGUCAGACGUGCAGGUGACGGGGCUCUACACCUCGUACACCUCACAGGAUCCUCUGUCCUCACAGUACAUGGGGACUCCGGUCAGCAGCAAGCCCAUCGCCCUUCUCUGAAGGAGCUAAACUGCUUCUCAACAGACCUGAUAUAAUUUGCUCAGAUGCCCUCAGAGGAUAUCGGAGGUUUGGUUUCUUUUGUGCAACGUGAAGGUUUUGGGACCUGGAUGAGCCUGGGAGAAGAAUGUUGGAAAAUCCCUGCUCAUUAGGAACUACACGGCUAGAAGAAAAAACAAGAUCUAAAAUAUUUAGUUUUGCCAAGCAAGGACUGAAAGCAUGUAUACAUACAGAGACUAAUGACGUGUACGUUAGCAACAGCCUGUUUUUCUGCUGCCCUCUCCGCAUUUUAAAGCUCUUCCAGUUUGUAGCUCUUCCUGUUUGUUGUGUUGUGCUAGACGCAUUUGCUGUGAUAUUUUAUUUAUAUUUAUAAAAGGCAGCUGGAGAAAACGAAGACUCCAACAAUCGUUUGCUGUACAUAUUUGAGUGUUUGAACUUAUUGCUUCUGAAAAGCUUUCUUUGGACUGUUUCCCCUUCAUCCAUGGGGCUAAGAGGUCUCCAGUGCUCUAUAUCAUAAUAAAAACGGACAAAUAAAAAGUGCCUCUUCAUAUUUAAACAAUUACAUUAUUUAUUAACAAAGCUCCCCCUGGUAACAUACAGGAAACAGGAGGAGUUCAUUCAUGAGAAAUGUCACGGCUGAUGUUUGAUCUGAGGCAAAUCCAUAGAGCAUUUAAGAAGCACUAGGACAACCAGUCUGAAUCAACCUGAGUUUUAGGAUGUGCUGCUUUACACUGAGAGAUCAGGGAGAAAAACAUAAAAUAAAUGUUCUGUUACCACAUCAAA
Nothobranchius furzeri (turquoise killifish) is the source of this 2487-nucleotide messenger RNA. It is a transcript of the gene foxn4, whose product is annotated as forkhead box N4. Gene Ontology annotation, molecular function: DNA-binding transcription factor activity, RNA polymerase II-specific; transcription cis-regulatory region binding. Gene Ontology annotation, biological process: regulation of transcription by RNA polymerase II. NCBI's taxonomy places the organism in Eukaryota, Metazoa, Chordata, Actinopteri, Cyprinodontiformes, Nothobranchiidae. The record is from RefSeq and is a predicted model, not a curated record.